GGAACUCCCCUUUCAAGAAUCCUAGAUCUGCCACUGAUCGUGGACUAAAAUCAUAUGCUCGAGAAACUGAAGACAAGCUUUCUUUUGUUAUAAUACAGUGCUAUACAGUGUAGCAAUUAAGUUUCUAGCUAGAUAACAAGUCUUCAGGAAACAUCUUGCUCUGAUGGCUGUGAAGACUGGAUAUUGAUAUUGAGAAUCAUUCUAACUACUUAUCGUCUGGAAUCUCCUCGCCUGGCUUUAGAGGCAUCUCUUCACGUCAAUUUAGGUUGCUAGGCAACCAUAACACAUUCAAUAUGAAAUCUUACCAAUAACUUAGAAUAAAUAUUUCAGGCUUUCACACUGUCUAACAUUUUUAGUGGAUUUCUUAGUACAUUCUACAUUUCCGGACAUAAAUUUUGAAUUUGGUACAGUUUCAAAAUAAUUUCUACACAAGUUUACCAGUAUAAUGAUGAAAGCACCGCGGGUGCUGAUGCCUCGGUGGAGGUGUAAAAGCUACUUAACAUAAAGCUACUACUAGCUAUUAUAGCAAUAGCUUUUAUACACACACAUUAUAAUUUAUCAUGAUGAGCAUUAAUAAAUUUUGCUGUAUGAUCGAAGAGUGGGUAAUUAGCGGCCAUGAUUGUUGCUAAAAAUGAUCAAGGCCAAAAGUCUAAGUCUAAAAAAUAUGGCUGCAUCAGCAGAGCCUUGCAGCUCUCUUCUCACUCUUGCAGCUACCAAUAGCUAGCGUUCUAUUGCAGAGCUAACUACUAAGCAGAGUAGCAACAUUCCAUGGACAAGUUUUUCUACGCACUCUUCUGAAAAGUCUGCAGUGUCAUUUCAAGUAAGCAAAACUAGGGCAACUCAGAGAACUAAAUGAAGCAUUGUUUUGCAAAUCCAAGAAAACAUGACUAGAAGCCUAUAAAAACUCUUACUUGCACUUCGUUGAUCCUUGAGCAGCUGUAUAGCAGUCUACACACACAAACACACUACCGUAUACCUCCCUUGCGCAUGCGCACCGAGAUAUUACUAGGGGAAUGCUGGAAGCAUUGUGUGGGGCGAGCCUAGCUUAGCGAAGAGUAGUUGAAGUUGUAGUGAGUAGUAGACUUGCUGUUUCCUAAAGGUCUCUCUAACUGUAAAUCUCUCUUCCUAUUCAAUUCGAGCCUUUUGACAACAGACGAGCUCAUUAGCUCCUACUUGUUGUCAAACUUCCCUUAGGUGUCUUAGAUAUGGCAUAGGGAACGCCAUUGCCUCAGUUGUUGAGCUGUAUCAGUUUCAUCCAGUAGAAGUAUUGUUAUUACAGUCUUGCUGAUCAUUGUAAUUGCUUGUUAGAAAAUGCAGCGAUCGUCACGCUAAAAAGCUGGAUCUGACCGUGGACAGACUUACAGACGGACAUAAAAGGACAGACAGAGAGACGGAUAUCCAGUCGCUGAGCUUCUUUGCAGUACUCGCUACUAUGGGACAAGCCUCAUACAGGGCUUGCCAAAAGGGAGCCCAUAGUUUGGAAAAAAUGGCUGGAAGAUAAUGCACAUAAAAUGUGUAAAGGCAAUCUUUCUGCUCAGAAAGUAUAUGGAGAACUCCUUCAUAAGCGUGACACACUAUUUGACGGCACUGCCACUCAUGGCCUUGCUAGAAGUUGUCCAUCUUUCACUCAGUUUGAAGAUAUAAAGAAAAUUGUUUCGGAAAUGCCUAAAUACCAGUUAACUGAAGAAGACGCUGAUGGUGAUCUCCCAGUUCACAGUGCCAUUAAUAGUAAGGCAAAGCAAGAGGUAAUUGCCUUAUUUGUUGAGGGAGAUUCUGAGCUGCAAACGACUAUCCUAUGUACAAAAAAUCAUCAAGGAAAAACCCCUAUCAAAUUAGCAGUGGACAUACGGCACAAUAGCGCCAUUGAACUGCUUUAUAAUCUAUGUGUUACACAUAACAUCUUGCCAAGUUUAACUGGAUUUGAACAAAGCGGAAGUGCAUCUACCAUUCUUCACACUGGUUUUGAUGGAGGCGAUACGUCGUAUUGGUCGGAAUUUUUGAAUGUUGUAAUUAACGCGUGCAAAAGGGCUGCACGGGAUAUUCUUCCAACUAUAACAGUUUUUGAUGAACGUAACUGCACGCCUUUCCAUUAUCUGAUGAAUUGCAUGCAGCGCGACCACCGAUAUAAGCUGGCUGGCUUCCAAAGUGUGCUUGAGCUAUUGAGAGAGAAUAAAAUUGAUAUAAAUUCUGUAUUCACUGAUUCUAAGAAGAGAACAAUGCUUCAUGAAGCCAGGCGCACAAAUCACGAUUCAUGCUCCGAAAUGUUGUUUCGUUAUGGUCACAAAGAUAAUGUCGAAGAUAUAGACGGGAUAAAACCAUUUCAGAGAGAUCAUCAAAGUACUUCCAUUUCUCUUCCUCCGACUGCAAGCUCUGAGAUACCUGGAGUACAGCAGCACUCUAAAAGUGAAUCAAAUUCAAGUCUGGAAGAUACUCCUGUAUUUUCCACCUCAGGCGUAUUGUCCCCUGUAAUGGAACCUGUAUGUAAGAAGAUAAGAAUGAGUGAUCAAUAUACACCAGCGGUGACACAAUUUGCUACUAUAACAACUGUUGCUCAACAAAUUGAUCGUGGAUGUUUUUCUACUUCUCUACUGGAAUACCCUCCCUCCCCUUUGACAGCACUUGAAUCACAAUCACUUGUACAAGAUCUCAAGGAUGUGCACACUAAGGUCGGUGAGGAAGCUACAUUCUCCAUUGUGACGUCUUCAGGACAGUUCUCAUACAACUGGUGCUUAAAUGAUCAGAGUAUACCAGAUGAUAAUCCUGACUACAGAGGAGCAACGUCAAAUAAACUGGUUGUUUUGAAGCCCUUGUCUAAACACUGUGGAAGUUACAAGUGUAUUGUCACUAACAAACAUCAUUCGGGUGUGCACAUAUCUUCAACUUCGGCAAGACUUACAGUUGGUAAAUUAGAUGGAACCAAAAUUGAAGCCGAAGAGUCCAAACUUCUUCAUACAAUAUUGACAUCAAUGCAAAUUGAUAAACUGGAUAUUGAGCUUGAUAGUGGAACAAGUAAUGUGACAUAUGAAGAGCUCCAAAUAAUCUUUGGCCAGACUUUGCAAACAUCAUAUUUAUCAACUGACCUGCAACAAAGGUUGACAGCACGGAUAGAGGAUGAUAAAAUCUAUGAAGAAGCGAUAAAAAACGGUGACAUUAUCCUAUUGUUUUAUCUCAAAAUGCUGGCUAUUGGACCAGGGCAAAUAGGAAAGUCAACAUUUGUUCGUAGAUUGCUUGGGAUAAUGAAAUGGGAUAUCAGCGAAGAUCCUGACAAGCAACCGCCUAGAAGCACUGGCCUUUCAGAAUAUAAAGAGGCGUUCCUAGUCUAUAAUCACGAAUCAGUAGCCCUGUCAACUGAACGAAGUUGGGAAAUAUUUGGUGAAUCAGACAUAGGUAAGGAAUUGAGCGCACUCGUGUCCCUUCUAACCUCUCAGACUAAAUCUAGAAAAGCAAGCAAAAUGGCUACUGCUGAAAAACCAGAAAAGACUCUGUCUACGUCUGAUCAUAGCAGUGAUUCUGUGCCUCCUAAUCAUACAUCUGAUACUGCAGAUAUAGCUGCUGUUUCUACGAAUGAAAGUUCUCAGAGCACUACUUAUUCAGUCUUUGAGCAACCACCUACUGCUAGCUCUUGUCCAGAACUUCAGAAUUUACCUCAAAGCGAGAUUGAUCAAACUUACAAAGAAUUUGAGGAGCUACGUACUAAAUUGAGCAAUUCUCCCAAUGAUAAUGUAGAAUCACUACAUGCUAUAAUCAACAUAGUUGAUGUGGGUGGCCAGCCUGCUUUCUUGGAAUUGUUACCAUCCUUGACAAUUGGGCCCGCAAUGUAUCUUGUGUUCAUGAAACUUCUUUGGGAAUUGCAAACUCCACAGGAUACAAAAUGCAAAUUUCAAAACGAUAAAAAAGCUUCUAUCUGUGAGAAUUUCAAAUAUACACCAGAAGAAGUUAUUUUCACUGCUCUCUCAUGCAUUGCAUGCUUUGGUCACUUGGAUGAGGAGGUAGAAAAGUAUAUAGCCCCAGCCGAUAGUAAGAAAAUCAACUCACUUGUAUUGAUUAUGGGAACCUAUGCAGAUGACCUCACAUCUUGUGAUAAAAAAGGUGAAGAGAAAGCUGAAGAGAAGGUAAAGGAAACUAAUAAGCAACUUCAUGCUAAGCUGGAAACCACUUCUUUCUAUAAGGACGAUCUAAUUGAGUAUCAUAAGAAUGAUCUUGAAGUUCUUUUUCCAAUUAAUAAUAAAUCUGGGGGCAAACCUGAAGUCGAUAAAUAUAGACAAAUUAUUACAGACCUAAUUGAAAGCAGAUUCCGUAAAUAUAAAAUCCCUGCACGGUGGUUGAUGUUUAGCAUUUGCUUGAAGAUUCUUGCUCAGAAAAAGAAGAGGAAAGUUAUAGAAUUUACAGACUGUGUUGAAAUCGGCAAAUUUUUUAAAAUGAACGAAGAUACUGUUAAAGUAGCUCUUAGAUUCCUUCACAAGUACAUUGGGCAAGUGAUGUACUUUCAGGCAGAUGAAAAGCUCAAAGAUAUCGUCAUCUGUGAUCCUCAAGCUGUUUUCACUUCUAUUAGUGAGCUCAUUUUUAAUAUUUAUGAUCCACCGAAAAGAAAAAUUGGACCGUCUGAGGUCCAUCGCUUCAAACAAAAGGGCUUCUUUUGUCAUAAAGAUCACAACAUUGAGGCCAACGUUACUCAAGGAAAUCGUUUACCUAUUAAAGACCUACUACCCUUGUUAGAGUAUCUAAACAUAGCUGUUCCAAUAGUUGUGGAUUCAAUUGAUGGGUAUUUUCUUCCAGCAGUACUUCAAACAGCCAAUAGUGAGGUGUUGAACAAGCCUCCAGAUGGUGCAGAUUAUGAAAAAGAUCCAACGCCGCUUUGCAUCUGCUUUAAAACUGGUUUUGUGCCAUUGGGGUUUUUUCCUGCCCUAGUUGCUAAUUUGCUAAAUACUAACAAGAAGGAUUUGGAUUUACUUGGUAAAGAGCAAAAUGAACUGAUGUACAAAAAUAAAAUAACAUUUCGAUUUCGAGGACGGUAUAACAUUGCGCUGAUUUCCCGAGCCAAGUACUGUGAGUUUCGAGUAUCACGAGCCCCAGGUGCUGUUCGAGACGAAGAGAUCACCAAAUGUUGCCUACUAAUUAAAGACAUACUACAAAAAUCUAUCAAUGGUGUAAUAUAUAGAAUGAGACAGAAUUCUCUAUUUCAGCUGACACAGAGCUACAAUUUUGCUUUUAAAUGUCCUCAUUGUGAGAAAAGAAUGGGAAACGAAUCAUUUGCAUUGUUUAAUCUGGAAAACGUCAGGGACUUAAAGUGUAAGAGCUGCAAAAUUGCUGUGCAACUAACCCAUCGAAUGAGUACAUGGUUCCCAAAGGAUGUUGCUCAUGAUCGUCUUUCUUCUAUGGAGCCAGGUGAAUUUCCCUCUGUUACAGUAGAUGUGUGUAAGAAAAGGGACCAACAACUCGAUCAAGAAAUCCCUGAGAAAUUUCCUCACGUUCGCAUGCACAAGGCUUUGACAAUUAACGAUCUACAACAUGUUUAUGAGAAACUUGAAAAUGCAAGCCCUCACUGGUUCAAUCUGGGAUUGGCUCUAGGUCUAACUCAUCUUGUUCUCACCAACAUCAAUAUCCAGUAUCAUCAAGACAGUAUGUCGUGCUUGCGUGAAAUGUUGGCUAAGCUCCUGGGUACACAACAUGUAACAUGGAGUCUCCUGUCAGACGCUCUCAAAAAGCCAACAGUGCAUCUCACCAAUUUGGCUGAUAGUAUCACAGAAUCAUCAGAUGAGGAGCAUCCAAGCAUAAACUAAUUGUGACAAAAGUAAUAACAAAACGGUCGUCUCUAAUCCGAUUGUUUUGACACAAUUAAAGGACUUUAACAAAUUGUGAGAAGCUGAAGAAUGCUCGCAAAGAUUGGUUUCAUUUGGGAAUAUAAUGGCAUUCAGAGUUAAAAGAUAUUGACAAUACAACAAUAAUAAGCUGUCUAACCGAGUCCUACACAUGUCUUGAACUUCUUCAGGAUUGGUAAAUUAAGGAAAUUGUACAGGAAAUUUGCACUAUCCUUUGUCAGUACGUUUGCAGGAAAGAUGCAGAUUUUAAGGCUUGCACUGUAGCAGGAAUUUUAAUCCUGUGCAAGACCACCAUGUAUUUAACCAACCCACAGGAGAAUGGCUCAGGAAACGUUCCAAACCUCAACCAUAUACGUCAGACUGCAAAUAAGUAUUGAGUCAGAGGACUAUAUAUAUACAACUCGGAUACAAACUCAGCAUACCACCCAAGCGAUCAUUGUUAGUGCAAUGGCCGACACAGGCUGUCAGAGUUGCUUGGCAGGCCUCCAAGUGGUUAAGAAACUUCUACCAAAGACCUAAUCCCUGUUGACCUCAAGAUGCACGCAGCGGACAACCACAACAUACAAAGAGGUGCCAUAAUACUGCGGUUCUCUGGAAAAAACAGCAAGGGAGAAGAGAAAUCAACCAGGCAAAUGGUUUACGUUACUAAUUGUACCGACAAAUUGUUCCUGAGCAGAGAGGGAUGCGCGGAUCUGGGAAUAAUCCCACACAUGUUCCCAGCAAAGGCGAUCCCAUCAGUGCAUCACACCAAGAAGAAUGUGAGAUUCGGGAACGCGAUUCCAUCAGUGCUGCCACCACCUCACACCAAGAAGAAUGUCGAUGCCCCAGAAGGACCAAGCCACCACCACGCCCUACCUCCGUGCCAUUCUCAGCCACAGAGGCCAACAGAGAGUCGCUCCAGCAAUACCUCCUGGACUAUUACAGAUUUAGCACAUUCAACGUCUGUGAACACCAAACCCUGCCCAUGAUAGACGGUCCACCAAUGCGACUACUAAUCGACACCCAGGCAACCCCUACGGCUCAUCACUCACCUAUCCCUGUGCCCCUUCAUUGGCAAGACGAGGUCAAAGCUGAUUUAGAUCGAGAUGUGAGACUAUAUAGGCGUCCUCGAACCGGUACCCAUGGGAGAACCAGUCACAUGGUGCCACCGCAUGGUAAUCUGCGCUAAGAAAAAUGGCAAGCCAAGACGAACCCCUCAAUAUCCAUGCAACCAGAGAAACUCACCAUACUCAAUCACCUUACCACCAAGCAAGAUCCAUCCCCCAGGGGAAGAAAAAAUCUGUAUUCGAUGCAUGGAAUGGAUAUCACAGUGUACCCCUCCACCCUGAAGAUCGACACUAUACAACCUUUAUCACACCUUAGGGUCGCUACAGAUACCGCACAGCCCCACAAGGCUACAUCUCCUCGGGAGAUGGCUACACCAGGAGAUAUGACGAAAUCGCCUCCUCUAUACCCAAUCACACCAAGUGUGUGGAUGACGCCCUCCUGUGGUCUGAUACUAUUGAAGAGAGCUUCUUUCAAGCGUGCAACUGGCUAGACCUUUGUGGCAGAAAUGGCAUCACCCUCAUCCCAGAGAAAUUUAGGUUUGCCCAAGACGAGGUUGAAUUCGCUGGCUUUGAAAUCACGAAAGAUACAGUGCGAUCAUGCAAGAAGUAGCUAUCUCCGACUUCCCCACUCCACAGAACCUCACAGCUUGGUUCGGUUUGAUCAACCAGGUAUCAUACGCUUUUAGUAUGAAUGACACAAUGCUGCCCUUCUGAGAACUGCUCAAGCCUAGCAAUAAGUUUCACUGGGACGACGAUCUGCAACAAGCCUUUGACAAGUCAAUUGACCAUAAUUCCACAAUGGAGUUAAAAUCUUCGACAAAACGAAACCUACAUGUUUGGCUACCGAUUGGUCGAAACAUGGCAUAGGUUACUGGCUGUUUCAAAAACACUGCUCCUGCCCAUCUACUGACCUGUUUUGCUGUAAACAAGGGUGGAAGAUCACCCUAGUUGGGAGCAGAUUCACCGACGCUGCCGAAUCCCGGUAUGCCCCAGUUGAAGGCAAAGCACUAGCAGUGACAGAUGCCCUAGACAAAGCGAGACACUUUAUCCUUGGGUGCAAAAACCUAACUAUCGCA
Messenger RNA from Halichondria panicea, 7941 nucleotides. RefSeq lists its product as uncharacterized. The transcript is spliced from 12 exons. The record is from RefSeq and is a predicted model, not a curated record. The coding region runs from base 1512 to 5780 and encodes 1422 amino acids. Gene Ontology annotation, molecular function: protein binding. Lineage: Eukaryota; Metazoa; Porifera; Demospongiae; Suberitida; Halichondriidae.